Messenger RNA from Daphnia pulicaria, 4510 nucleotides. Its product is annotated as protein glass-like. The transcript is spliced from 6 exons. The record is from RefSeq and is a predicted model, not a curated record. NCBI's taxonomy places the organism in Eukaryota, Metazoa, Arthropoda, Branchiopoda, Diplostraca, Daphniidae. The coding region runs from base 871 to 3141 and encodes 756 amino acids. Gene Ontology annotation, cellular component: nucleus.
UCCCAACCAGGGGGAUGGGGAAGGCCUGCCCCCUUUUCUCUGUGUGUGUGUGUCUCACUUCUUUUUCUGGUGGUGCCGGGUCCGCUGCUGCACGCCCGCCCGUGAGUGUGCUGUCUGCUCCUGUGUCUCGUUCGUCGUGCACACAGGACGAGAAGCACCCCUUUUCUUGCUUGCUCCUUUUUGAUUAUUAAAAAAGGGAAAAAAAGAGAUCCGUAUGUGUGUGUGUUUCUUUUUUAUAUUAUUCCCCCCGGCACACAGAGUCACACACACACAACUACUCUGCUGACUUGUGUGUGUUGUUCUUGUUUGCGAAACAUUUCUUUCAUUCGACAACACACCACCACCGCAGUGCGAGCGGUUUGUGCCCAGGCCUGAUCGGUCUGGUGAGCCUCACACCAACACACAUUUUACUUGCUACACAUUAUUAUAUUUUGACGGGGGGAUCUUUACUGCUACUGCUGCUGCUGCUCACUCCAUUUUUGUUUCGCCAAAAUAAUUCGUCCACCGACUGUUUUGUCAUUUCGGCAAGUCUAUCGAGAGAAAAAAAAGUGAGUGUGUGUGUGAAUGACCAAGUGAGUUUCUUCUUUCAGUUUUGCCCAUCUAACGCACACACUCUGGCCCCCAAGAUCAUGGAGCCGCUGCUGCUGAGUAAGAUUGAUCGGAUAUUCAACUCGCUCAGACCUCAGAAUCAUCCAAGCCUCCAUCACUCGACGUUGGAGUGAACUCUUUUAUUUUUAUUUUUAUUUCUUUAUCUUUUUUUUCUGGGGGGUGGGGUUGAGCGGCAAAAUUUCAAAUAACAUUUUCAAAGUACAAAAAAGAAAGAAAAGAGUCGGUCGGUCGUCGACGGGGGGGUUUUGAACGGAUCCUUCCAUGAUGAAUUAUCCAGUUUGGCCGGAUUCGGCCGGGGUGGCCGGUUACUCUCGGACAUUGCUGGGCCAAGGUGGAGGCGGAAUGCGGUCGUCGUUGGCUCCACCGCCACCUCCUCCGCCUGCAGCCCCCUCAAGUGCCGGGACCGCCGAUGAAGGAGGCACCAACAAAUGCAACCCGCCGAAAUAUAACGUCACCAACGGAGGAACGGACCCGACAACUAUUCAACGCUCAGCCAAUCACCAUUCAUCUUCUUCCGCAGCCGGCGGAUCCUCGUCGUCCUCGGCGGCCCGUUUGAAUAAUGGAGACGAUUGUGGCAGCAGUGGCGGCGGAGGAGCUCGAGGCCAUCAGCUCCCCUCGGCGGACAAAUACGCCCCGCUGUCUUCCUUUACCGACGACGACAGUCUCCUCAAGGUGGCGACACAUUUUCUCAGCGGUGGAAACGGGCAGGGUCGACACUACAUGCCUAUUGCCCGCGAUUACUCAACAUUGAGCUAUUCCUCGGGCGUUUCCGUCAGUACAGCCGGCUCCUAUUGUAAUCCCGGCCAGCAGCAGCAGCAGCAACAACAGCAGCAGCAACAACAACAACAGCAGCAGCAACAACAACAACAGCAAGUUGCGGCCCUCUCGUUGGAACGACCGGGGGGUACGGCACGCAAUCCUCAUACUUCAGAUGGUGGUCCGGGAGCCGGAAGCCGGAUAUCUUCAGCGUCUAGUUCAGAUAAUGGAGGACCGAAUACGGCCGGCGGCGCGGGCCAACCCAACCCGUUACUCUCUCCGUGCAGCGUCAUGGAAGAAGCCUCGAGUCCCGGCUCGACGACCAGUCAAUUAUCCUAUUUGGGUGCCCUACAAAGUCCGGCCAAUUCCGGCUUGACUCCGCUCGGCUUCCCAGCUCCGUACCUUUUAACCAAAGACGGUGCCGGAUUGGCCGCUGCGGCCGCAGCUGCCGCCGCCCAAGCUGCUCACGUCGCUGCCCAGCAGGUCGGGCACGGUGGUGGGCAUGGAGGGCAUGGUGGACAUGGCGGCGGCGGAGGACACGGCCACAGUGGACACGGUAGCGGCAUAAGCGGACCCAAACAGAAGAAAGAACCUAAACCGGGCAGUGAUGUACGUUCAUUCGGAUGUCAGGUUUGUGGACGUGGAUUCAAACAAAAGGCGACGUUGGCUCAGCACGAAAGGACCCACACGGAUGAACGACCGUUCGAUUGUCCUGAUUGCCACAAACGCUUCCGUCAGCAGUCUCACUUGGUGCAGCAUUUACGGAUUCAUUCGGACGAGCGACCCUAUGGAUGCACCUACUGCGAAAAGGCGUUCCGUCAGAAGGCGAUACUCAACCAGCAUAUCCGGAUCCAUACGGGAGAGAAGCCGUACGUUUGCCCACAGUGCACUAAAUGCUUCCGACAGAAAGCCAUACUUAAUCAGCACAUCCGGACGCACUCGGGCAAACGCCCCUACUCUUGCCCGGACGCCAAAUGCAAAAAGAAAUUUGUCGAUCAGGCGUCGAUGGAGAAACAUUUCAAAAAGCAUAUCGAGGAUGACCAGCAGCAGUUGCUGGCCGAAGCACGAGGCGGACCUGGGAUGAGGUCCACCAACGCCGGAGGACGCAACAAUGCCAAAGGAUUGUUGCGGGUCAAAUUGAACAAUUCUGACCGACCGGCUACAACUUUCAGCCGCGUCUUGGCGCCUGGCGCCGGCGGGAUCUCGACUCAGGACCGGGCCACAUCUCCUUUCCCAAUCAACAUGAUGACCCGCCCUGGACAAAACAAUAACAACAACAACAAUAAUAAUAAUGCCGCGUCGGGCGCUCCUACUCCGGCCGGAACUGCUUCCGCUUCUCCUGAACGGAUGGCCGACACUCCGGCUGCUAGCCGGAUUGAAUUAGCCGCCCACGAAGGAUCAUCUCAACAAGCACCGCCCACUUACCUGACUCAUCACGGGCACCAUCACCACCACCAGGCGGCUGCAGCCGCAGCAGCCGCCAGCAAUCCAGCUUCCGGCCCUUACCAUUUUGUUCCGUUUCCUCACCGACCCUACCACUAUGAUCUGCUGAGUCUCGGUUCCAUGGGUCAAUCCAUGUACGGCGGCGGAGGUAGCAAUAACAAGAUGGCCGAGCAGCAUGCAGCAGCCAAAUACCGCUCGGAUGCUUUGGGCGAGGCUCCUCACAGCCAACAAAUGGGAGGCGCUAUGGAUAAGGAGUGCGUCGGAGGUGCCAACAACAAUAUGGCAACCAACUACACGGUUAAUGGAAGCGUCAAAAAGGAUAGUGUUCCUUAAAGGAAAAGGAGAAGAAAGUUUUGGGGAAAUUUAAAACCUACCGACAGCUAGUAAUGACGACAACUUUAAAGUAUAUAUCUCUCCUUUUCUUCUUUUACAUUUUUUCAAAAAAUAUCAACACAUCAUUUUGACACAUGUAUACCACCCCCCCCCCACCCCCCUCCCUUUUUGCUGGCGGCUGAUAUGCAAAAGAAAAGAGAGAGAAUUCACUUAGAAGGAAGUUUUUUAUUAACGGGAAAAAAAGAAUUUCCCUCCGCUUUCAAAAAAGACGGAAUUGUUGUGUGCCACCCGGUGAAACGUUUUGUGCCGCCGUUCUCGCGGCUUAAAAAUUAGAAAUAAGGGAAAAACAUUUUGACAAAUAAGAGUUCGAGAAAACCAGCCUUCAGGCCAUGUUCCUAUCAGUUUAAAAAAUUGUUAACCUUUUUCCCCCUUUUUAUUUUUUAAUUAUUCAUCUGUUUUUAAGUAAAUCUACAAAAUUCAUAGGAAAAGAUGCCAUUUUACAGGGGCAUGCAACUUGUUUCAUAUGAACUAAUUUUCAGAAAAGACAAGAAAAACAUUUCUUUUUUAAAUCUCUCUCUCUCUCUCUGUCCCAUCGUCCGGGACUUAUUUUCUUUGUCUGUUGCGUUCAAAGUAUACGAGAAAAAAGUGAAAACAGACAACACACACACAAAGCACACAUUAGACGAAAGUUUGAAGUGAUUUUUCAAAAAAAUCCCGUGUGUCAUUGUCAAUGUUGUCGUCGUUUUUCCUUUUUUCGUAACCGUUUGCAGGGUGUCUUUUUUCUCUCCUCAUUAUCUCCUUUUUCUUAUGAUAACCGAUGGGUUCAAAAAAGGGAAAAAGUGUAGGUUCUUUUUUUAUUUCGUGUCGCAUGUUCCUCCUCCUCCACUAUAUUUGAAAAUGUCUAGACAUUUUUUUUUAACGAGAAAUAAAGGAAUCAAAGUUAGUAGACGGAUCGAUCAACUAGGAGGCAGACGGAAGUAUCGAUCGGAGUCGGGGACGUGUGUGUCAUGCCAAAAGCGAGAGCUCGCCGUUGUUGAAUUUCUGUCUUUUUUAGACAACAAUUUUGUUUAUUUCUUUUGACAAGAAAUCGCUUUCAACUGCAGUUUUAUUUUUAUUUUAUUUCCUUUUUUAAUUUGUCGUCGCUAGGAAAUCCGGGGGCGAUUAGUUCUUCCUUUAUCUCCCUUUUUUGCAAUUAGCUUCAACCCGCCAAAUGCAGCUCAAAAGACGCAAAAAGGGGAAAAUGGCUUCCAGAUCACAGUUUUCUUUUUAAUUUUAAUUUGUUAAAAGACGAUGAAAAUCUGGCGCUAUUUAGUAGCAACUUUAUUUUGUUGUUUUAUUUCAUUUCCUAAGAAUGAAAACAACAAUUGAG